AUGUCACCUGAUUACUCCUUCUGGCAAUACGCAACGAAUGUACUCGAGAUGCGCAACGAAGACUCGAUCUUCUGCUAUCACCUUCGGCUUGACAACAACAUUCUCGUGCACAUAAUUAUUGGCUGUGCCAGCCCCGGGCACAUCCACACUUCAGGGGAGAUGGAUCCCUCAGUUCAUAGCACGACCUUCACAAGCGAAGACUUCAAGAUCGCACUCACAUAUCAUUCAAUAUGUCUCAUACGAGAAGAUGGCCCGACGCACAUUGUGUUCUGGACUCCUGCCAAAAACACUGUCCGAUUCACGACCGCAUCAUUUUCCAUGGACAGAGGCUCGAGUGAUCAUAAGCCACCAGUCCUCCCCGAAGCCUCGCAAACCGACCUGAUCUCGUGUAAAAGUGGACCCCCUUCAUUCGGAAUCCGGAUCGAGUUGACUGAGUCUGGCUUGAACCUGAACCACUCCCCGGGUGUUUUCGAUCACCCCCCGGCCCUCCGACAAGUCUCAGUGCCGAAACUCGGCGAGAGGCCGCACCGGCACAGCCAGCGUCGAGGGCCGAGGCCCACCGGUGAACGCCAUCAUGAGAUCCUAACGAGCACGGCCGACCAGGAACCCAUUCAGGCCAACGCCCACUAG
Molecule: messenger RNA, 630 nt
Organism: Puccinia triticina
Lineage: Eukaryota; Fungi; Basidiomycota; Pucciniomycetes; Pucciniales; Pucciniaceae
Exons: 4
Coding region: 1-630 (209 amino acids)
Source: RefSeq, a predicted model, not a curated record